UGUAUAGCGGCUGUACUUGCAGAAGGAGCCACAUUACAUGGCCGUUGUGUUGUUGUGACCGAAAUCUGUCUGAGCUCAUCCACAAACAAAGAGCCGAGGGCCGCAGAGAUGGGAGCUGUGCUGGGCCUGUGCUCCAUGGCGAGCUGGAUCCCUUGCCUGUGUGGCAGCGCCCCCUGCCUGCUGUGCAGAUGCUGUCCCAGUGGAAACAACUCCACUGUAACCCGGCUCAUCUAUGCCUUCUUCCUUCUGAUGGGAGUGGGAAUUGCCUGUAUUAUGUUAAUGCCUGGCAUGGAGGAUCAUCUCAAGAAGAUCCCAGGCUUUUGCGAGGGUGGGAUGGGCUCCUCUAUCCCAGGAGUGGAGGGACAUGUGAACUGUGACGUGCUGGUGGGAUACAAAGCUGUGUACCGUGUGUGCUUCGGCAUGGCCAUGUUUUUCCUCCUCUUCUCUCUCCUGAUGGUCCGUGUGAAGAGCAGCCAGGACCCGCGUGCCCCCAUUCAUAAUGGAUUUUGGUUUUUCAAGUUUGCUGCAGCUACUGCCAUAACUGUCGGAGCUUUUUUCAUUUCUGAAGGCCCUUUUACAACCGUGUGGUUCUAUGUGGGCAUGGCAGGAGCCUUCUGCUUCAUCCUCAUUCAGCUGGUGCUUUUGAUUGACUUUGCCCACUCGUGGAAUGAGUCAUGGGUGGAGAAGAUGGAGGAGGGGAAUUCUCGCUGCUGGUAUGCAGCCUUGCUUUCAGUGACUGCUGUGAACUACCUGCUGUCUCUGAUUGCUCUGGUCCUCUUCUACAUGUAUUACACCCAUACGGACGGCUGCACUGAGAACAAAGUGUUUAUCAGCAUCAACAUGCUUCUCUGUAUCGGAGCGUCUGUCCUGUCCAUUCUCCCUCAGAUUCAGGAGUCCCAGCCCCGCUCAGGCCUGCUGCAGUCCUCCCUGGUUACCCUGUACACAAUGUAUGUGACCUGGUCUGCAAUGACCAAUGAACCUGAUAGGAAGUGUAACCCCAGCCUUCUGGCGAUGAUUGGCCUAAAUAGCACCAGCCCUGCUGCUCAGGGUCAGGUGGUGCAGUGGUGGGAUGCUCAGGGAAUUGUGGGAUUGAUCCUGUUCCUUAUGUGUGUGCUCUACUCCAGCAUCCGUAACUCCUCCAAUGCUCAAGUAAACAAGCUGACACUCAGCACUGAUGAGUCAGCCCUGAUCGAGGACGGGCCCCAGAGUGGCAAUUUUGAGGAGUCCGGGAGCCUCAACAGAGCUGUGGACAACGAGAAGGAUGGAGUCACCUACUCUUACUCCUUCUUCCACUUCAUGCUCUUUCUGGCCUCGCUGUACAUUAUGAUGACUCUCACCAACUGGUACAGCCCUGACUCCACUUAUGAAACCAUGACCAGCCGGUGGCCAUCGGUGUGGGUGAAGAUGUGCUCCAGCUGGAUCUGCAUCGCCCUCUAUGUGUGGACCCUGGUUGCACCGCUCCUCCUCGUCAACAGAGACUUUGACUGAAAGAAAUCAUUCGCUCAUGCACAACAUUUCCACACAAAUUAUUAAAUAUGUCAUUUGCUGUAUUCCUUGGUCAGUUUUGAUGACAGUGUGUUCUUUGUGGUUCCUAAACAAGUCAAAUUAGGGAAGAAAAGAUGCAUGCUUAAAUAUAACCCGAACAGUGUGUAGUACAUGACUCUUGUGGUUGUAACUAGUAUUUAUAUUUCAUUGCUGUAUUGUGUUUAGCUCACAGCAUGCUCAGACCUCACAUUCUAACAACUUUAUCUGUUUUAUCUUUAAAAAAAAAAAUAACAUGCAUUGUGAAGUGUAUUGAUAUUCCGCUUAGUGACUAGAAUGUGUUUUGCAAAGUGGUUGCUUUUUACCUUGUAUUUUGACAUGUUUUACUGUAUUGCACAUGAUUAAUUAAAACUAACUGAAACGUGUA
Molecule: messenger RNA, 1909 nt
Organism: Periophthalmus magnuspinnatus
Lineage: Eukaryota; Metazoa; Chordata; Actinopteri; Gobiiformes; Gobiidae
Gene: serinc1
Product: serine incorporator 1
Exons: 10
Coding region: 109-1488 (459 amino acids)
Cellular component (GO): membrane
Source: RefSeq, a predicted model, not a curated record